Mollisia scopiformis is the source of this 1055-nucleotide messenger RNA. RefSeq names its product Cupredoxin. NCBI's taxonomy places the organism in Eukaryota, Fungi, Ascomycota, Leotiomycetes, Helotiales, Mollisiaceae. The coding region runs from base 178 to 888 and encodes 236 amino acids. The record is from RefSeq and is a predicted model, not a curated record. The transcript is spliced from 2 exons.
AUUGGGACUUGAUCUUACGAUGGGAAGAAGAGGGGCCAUGGUGAAUAAAUAGGUAGAAGUCGUCCUCACUUUGGAAGAAUCAUCUCAUACUUUCUCAAUAUAAUUUAUCCACCUCUUCGUCAUUUCAACCAAUUAGACAUCUCCAAGCUGGUCUUGCUUUAUAUUCCAAGUUCCAAAAUGUUUUACUCAGCACUCGCCAUUGUUCUCUCCGCCCUCCCCCUUGCCUUUGCACAAUAUGGCAACGAUCCAGCCUCAACAACUUCGAGCUCACCAGCCUCAGUAUCGACCACAUCAUCCGGAGCAACCGUGCACGUCAUCAAAGUAGGCGAUGGUGCCCUUGCUUUCUCGCCAAACAACAUUACCGCUGCGGUCAACGAUAUUGUCGAAUUCCACUUCUACCCAGCCAAGCACUCCGUCGCCCAAUCCACAUUCGCCGACCCAUGCGUCCCUCUCACCAAUGGAACGAGCUUCUUCAGUGGUAGUAUGAGCACCACCUCUGGAGUUAACGUAAACACGUUCCAACUUACCAUCAACAACACCGCCCCAAUCUGGUUCUACUGUGCUUACCCCGGACAUUGCGAGCAAGGAAUGGCUGGUGUGAUCAACCAAGCUACCACUGGGACAAAGACUCUUGAUGCCUACAUCGCCGCUGCUGCAAACGUCAACAGCACUGUCGCACCAUCCAAUGUUCAAGGUGGUGUCAUUGCUGCCGCUCUUGCAGGAAGCUCUACAGGUACCAGCUCGACGACUGGAACAAGCACAAGCACCAGCAGUACCUCGACAUCAACAUCGAAAAGUGCUGGUGUUGAGACGAAGGGUGCUAUUCGAUGGAUGUUGCUCGGCUUCACAGGAGCCGUGGCUGUCGGUGUAGGAAGUUUGAUGGUGUAAGCGACUGUCUCGCCGGGGAAGAGCUUGUGUGGAGCGAAUAUUUGGUUACAAUUCUUAUAGAUUGAGGUGUUUGGAGGAAUUGGGGCGUAAAAAUGUAUUCAUUAACUUGGAACUUGCCGGCAGAAGCAGUAGGAACACGUGCAAUCAUCAAACUCAACAUACAUAAG